This is a messenger RNA of Orcinus orca (killer whale), 2726 nucleotides long. It is a transcript of the gene LMOD3, whose product is annotated as leiomodin 3. Gene Ontology annotation, cellular component: myofibril; striated muscle thin filament. Gene Ontology annotation, biological process: myofibril assembly; muscle contraction; pointed-end actin filament capping. The transcript has 4 exons. Gene Ontology annotation, molecular function: tropomyosin binding; actin binding. The record is from RefSeq and is a predicted model, not a curated record. Lineage: Eukaryota; Metazoa; Chordata; Mammalia; Artiodactyla; Delphinidae. Bases 668 to 2383 code for a protein of 571 amino acids.
CACACAAAGAACAUACAAUACACUGUUUUGUACUUUGCUACAUUGAAUAAUCUUGAGCACCUAUUAUUUCACCCAUGUGGGAGUGUAUCUGUAGGAUACAUUCCUAAAAGUGGAAUGGCUGGUCAAAGAAAAUGUACAUUUGUCAUUUGGAUAAAUAUUGCCAUAUCGUCCUCUGAAGUUAUGAAAAAAUCUUUUCAUGAUUUCUUCCAGUACUUUAAUGGUUUGGGUUUUUUUUUAACAUUUCAAUUUAGAUCCCUUUAAAUUUUUAUCCUGGCUUAAUGGAUACUUAAUAAGAAAAACAAAUUAUUUAAAACAUUAAACUCCUCACUCAUAGUGGAAAUUCAAGGGCUCGUUGUCCCCAUCUGUUAGAUCACAGGAUCUAGAUGCAAAUAAGGACAUCUUGCAAAGGUUCAGUUUACGCAGCGGGUAACAUAGCCAGACCUCUGCUCAGCUGUGUGCAGGUUUAUUUCCUUCCAGAGUCUCAUGGUAGUGAAGAAUCAGGCCCUGAGAGCUUGAUUUCCACCUGCAUAUGAAUUUUUCACUUCAGUAGAACUGAGGUCGCUGUUUGGAUUUUCCUCCUGAAAUAUUGUAAGUUGCUUUCAUCAUUUAAAUAAAAAGAAGUGGACUCCCCUGCAGGACUGGGUAUAGAAAAGUAUAGAAAAGAAUCAUGUCGGAACACAGCAGGAAUUCAGAUCAAGAAGAACUCUUUGAUGGGGAGAUUGAUGAAGAUGAAAUCUUGGCCAACUUGUCCCCAGAAGAGCUUAAGGAACUGCAGUUGGAAAUGGAGGUGAUGGCCCCUGACCCCAGGCUUCCCGUGGGAAUGAUUCAGAAGGAUCAGACUGACAAGCCACCAACAGGGAACUUCGACCAUAAAUCUCUCGUUGAUUAUAUGUAUUGGCAAAAGGCAUCCAGACGCAUGCUGGAAGACGAACGUGUUCCUGUUACCUUUGUGUCAUCCAAGGGAAAAACUCAAGAACAGCAUGAAGAAAUAGACACAAGUAAUAAAAAUGUGUCCCAGUAUUUAAAAGAAAAGCUUAAUAAUGAAAUCACUGCACAUAAAACAGAAUCACAGGGCAGUGACAAUGUCCAAGAAACAAAUAAUGAAGAUAACAAAGAUGAUGUGGAAGAUGAAGAAGAUGAUGCAGAAGAUGAAGAAGAUGAGGGAAAAGAGGACAGUGAAGAGAGUGAUGAGAAAACAAAAAUAGAAGAGGAAGGUGAGGUAAAGGAGCAAAUCAGAAAUGGUGAGAACAACAGCCAACAGGUAACUGAUAAAGUAACCGAAGAACAGAAAGACAGACCAGAGGCCCAAGAAAAAAGUGAGAAAAAAAUAUCAAAAUUAGAUCCCAAAAAGCUAGCUCUAGAUACCAGUUUUUUGAAGGUAAGCGCAAGGCCUUCCGGAAACCAAACGGACCUAGAUGGGAGCUUAAGGCGAGUGAGACAAAAUGACCCUGACAUGAAGGAACUCAACCUGAACAACAUUGAAAACAUCCCCAAAGAAAUGUUGCUGGACUUUGUCAACGCGAUGAAGAAAAACAAACACAUCAAAACCUUCAGUUUAGCCAACGUGGGUGCGGAUGAGAACCUAGCAUUCGCCCUGGCCAACAUGUUGCGUGAAAACAGGAGCAUUACCACUCUUAACGUUGAGUCCAAUUUCAUCACAGGCAAGGGAAUCGUGGCCAUCAUGAGGUGUCUCCAGUUUAAUGAGACACUAACCGAACUUCGGUUCCACAAUCAGAGGCAUAUGUUGGGCCACCAUGCUGAAAUGGAGAUAGCCAGGCUUCUGAAGGCAAAUGACACUCUCCUGAAGAUGGGCUACCAUUUUGAGCUUCCAGGUCCCAGAAUGGUGGUAACCAACCUGCUCACCAGGAAUCAGGAUAGACAAAGGCAGAAAAGACAAGAAGAACAGAAACAGCAGCAACUCAAAGAGCAGAGAAAGUUAAUAGCCAUGUUGGAGAACGGGUUGGGGCUGCCACCUGGGAUGUGGGAGACACUGCGGGGACCAGUGCCCGAUUCUGGGACGCAGGAGUUCCUCCAGCCUCCUCUUCCUCUUCCUCCUCGACCUCCCAGCUCCCACGCAGUCCCCUUCAGUAGACAAAAUGAAAUGACGAAAAAGCCAUCACACGCUCCGAAGUACAGGCCGGACACUGACACCUUCCGCAUGGUAAAGCUGAAGAGGAUCCAGCGCAAAUCUCGGAUGCCGGAAGCCAGAGAAUCAGCCGAGAAAACCAACCUCAAAGACGUGAUCAAAACGCUCAAACCAGUGCCGAGAAAUAGGCCACCCCCGCUGGUGGAAAUCACCCCCAGAGAUCAGCUCUUGAACGACAUUCGUCACAGUAACAUCGCCUAUCUUAAACCUGUGCAGCUGCCAAAAGAGCUGGAAUAAGAGGCAACAGAAUAAUCUCGGAGAAGGAAUUGACAUAAUGACUCUUGGAUUAGUUCGGAGACUGUUUCAGCAGCACACUUCUGGAUCCAGGUGGUGGAACUGGGAACAUUGCUAACUGAUCCGCGUAUUUUGUAAAAGGCUUUGGCCCGUGACAAAACAGGGGCUGAAAAGGCAGGGGGAAGGAGAUAAAAUAUGAAUAGUCAGGGCAAGAUUUUCUACUUCCAAUCAGUUGGAGUGACUUAGGUGAAACUGAGUCUUCUAGCAGAAGUGAAUUUUUUCGUAAACAUUUGCUUUAUUAUUGCUUUCUUCUGGUAAAUAACAAUAAAUACUGUAGCGGUGUUAA